AUGGCAGAAUCGGAACGCCCGCAGAUCUAUGAUCUGCUGAUUCUCACGGAUGCCACAGCUUCCAUGGGAACUUAUCUCAGUGCGCUGAGCGAGUCGUUACCGAAGAUCAUUUCCGUGUCUACCUUGACGGAUGCUUUUGCUCGCAUAGGCGUCAUCGCAUACCGAGACUACUGUGGUGGGGAGUUGGUGGAAUGGUCUGGCUGGUAUGGUCGGGACGGCGACGUUGACCGAGAUGAACUUCUGGCCUUCACGCGAAGACUGCAUCCUCUCUACGGCGGCGAUUGGCCAGAGGCCACGAAGACAGGCCUGGCUAAGGCCUAUUCCGUUAUGCGAGCGGAGGCCAAGACUCUGAUUCUACUCUACACCGACGCACCACCACACAUGGCAUGGGACAACGGCAAGAACCGCAGGCAAGAAACGAAGUACUUGAAACAGGACUGCCGAUUGGGCCCCUCUGGAAGUCUCUUCUCAGACUGGGUGUCGGCAGCGAAGACUCUGGCGGGCCAGAGUCAACAGCUCAAGGAGAAGAAGGAAGCGCAGGUUUUCUCCAUUAUCCAAAGCCACCUGGUAGAUACAAUAGGGCCAUACUUGUACAUGGCUCACCAGACACGAGGCUCGUGCUUCAAAAUCGACCAUGCCGACUCCAAUCUGAUAUCGGAGCUUUCCAUGUCUUUAUUGCUGGCAUGGAUGGGUGUCAAUAAGGCUGGAGCCGCAAGAGCACUACAGGCCACUGAUCUAACCUAUCUCGAUGCUGAUACCAUCGAUGAUCUGAAAAGCGAAGGAGAUGCAAAAGUAGAGCAGCUCUUCUUACGAGCUGAUGACAAGGACAAAGAAGCUCUGCUCAAGUCCAACAUACGGUAUAACCGGCUGGAGAACGACGAUGAGCUGCGCGUGGUAGUCACAUCUCGAAAGACUCCUGUCCUCGACUUCUCCAAGCGCUACAUCAGUGACGAAAGCUACCGAGAAAUUGUUGUCGAGAACUUGAAGAAGAUCAUCCGCGAAGAUGUUUCUUCAAUGGCCCUGAAUCCAGUUUUCGGCAGUCUCUGGCGCGUCGUCUGUAACGACCGCAAGAAUGAUGCACGGGAUGGUCUUAUCCAGGAUUUCGGAGCUAGCAUUGAGAAGAUCAGCCGUCUUGAUGAGAAGGCCAAGAUGAGGGCAUGGCUCGAGGAAUCAUACAACUAUGUCGCUGAGAUCACUGCGCUCAUUGAGGACGUCCCCGAGUCCGACAAAUACCCAUGCGUCUUCCUGGAUCCAACCCAAGAUUGGACAAUGCCAAUGAAUGAACAGGAAGACGCCAAUGGAGGAGACCAUGAUCUCAAGACCUUCACGCGGGAUGAGCUUCUAGAGAUUGGGAGGUCAUGCGAUUACAAGAUCCUUCGUCGUCUUGGCAAGGUCCUUACUAGGAUGACGUAUGUAAAAGACCGUGAGUCGCUGCCUGCGCACGUUGCUGGUAUGAGCGAAGAAGAUCUCCCCCGGAUUCCCCUAGUUCUGGCCAAGUCGCAGUAUAACCGACAAUUCUGGAAGAUCCUUCUGCACACUGUAUUGCCCGGGACGAAGCUUGGUGCCCGCGCAGCGGCAUUGCUGGCCGCGCUUAGCAUCCGAAUGGGAAUGAAGCCCCUCAUCGAUGCAGCCGACUGGGAGAUGGCCGCUUGGAAGAACAACUGGAACAACUUGGAGAUCCCGGAGACCUGGAAUACUAACUGCCUUGCCUUGAUACUUGACGCUGAUAAUGAUUUCGAAGCGAGACGCCAUGCUGGCGCCGUCUCUGCAGAUCUUCCGGAAGAUGCUGCAUUGCUAAGCGACAACGAUCGGCGGCUGUUUGAGACGCUCGUAGACUACAGCAUGCUCAAGGCAAACAUUAACACCACUUUGACGGCAAAGGUUGGAUGGCGACCAGACAAGUCCAAGGUCCCAAUUGGCCCUCUCGCGAUCUGCAAGACUUGCAGGUUUCCCCGAUCAGUCACUGUCAUGGCCCCUGGAGGAGUCUGUGGGCUAUGCAUUUCACCAGCCGACGAAUUUAUACACGGUCGAACCAAGGCCCAGGCCAUCCUCUUGAAUGUCUCCAAGGAUCAGUCUGAGUCAGUCGAAGCCACGUGGGUAGAGUGCAGCACCUCUACAUGCCGCGCACAGUACAUCGUGUAUGAUGUAGAAGGCCUGAGAGUACGUCCCAAGUGCCAUUACUGUCGAGUUCAAAGCAAAAUCGCCGCUCCAUGGGUGGAAUGUAACAAGUGUCUGAACCGCAUGAUCUGGCCGGAAGAAUACCGCCCAACAGAUCGCAACGUGUCCAAGAACUUCCACUGUAUGGCAUGUGAUAGUGGCUGCGCUACUGUGGUGGAUGUAGAGACGACCCCUAAGAACUUGCGCGAAGAGAAUGGCGAUAAGUGGCUGCUGAGAAACGAGCACAAGAUUGCUAAGCCAUUGGGCGACAUGUCGCUGUUCAAGACCAUCUCAGCAGCCGGUAUCGAGGACUUUGUCACCAAGGUGGAGAUCUUGCCUGACACGGAUGCAGAGCUGCGAAUUCGUGGCAAGCUCGUACAUAACACGGCAGAGAUCAAGGCGUCCCUGAACAGUUGGAUCAAGUCCCGUCGUGUUGAAUCAGGAACUUGCAGUCUCUGCUUCUCGAACUUCAAGAAGAGGGAUCUUCGAUCUGCUUGUGGGCGCUCUGGCUGCGGGCAGAGAAUCUGCGAGAGUUGCCAGGGCUCCUGGUACGGUAUGAAUACUCGUGGCCGACUCAUUAAUAUCGCGGCUCUCUGCUGCCCCUUCUGCCGUCGAACGCCAGCCCCAGGCGCAGUACCGCGAUCCGAUGUCGUGUUCCUUGGAAAUCUGCGAGAUGCCGUAAACGAAGCCGGCACUUGGAUCUAUGGCUGGUGCAACGGCUGCGGGUUCGCGAAGCGAUUCAUGGAGCGUGUAUGCGCUCAAGGUGCGCCGGCGGAGGUCAGCCAUUGGGAUUGCGAAGCUUGUAUAGAAAACAAGGCAGCCUCGAGUUCAGAUGCCGAACGGCGGGCGAACACACGCCACUGUCCGAGCUGCGACGUGGCCACGCAGAAGCUCAGCGGUUGUGACCACAUCGAGUGCGCCUGCGGGGCCCAUUGGUGUUUCUUCUGUGGCAAAGCCUGUGAACUGGAUGAUAUUUACGAACACAUGCAGGACGAACACGGCGGCUUCUACGGUGUACUUGGUGUCGAGGAAGAGGAUGGAGGAGAUGGAGACUACUAG
Neoarthrinium moseri is the source of this 3216-nucleotide messenger RNA. RefSeq lists its product as uncharacterized. The transcript has a single exon. Bases 1 to 3216 code for a protein of 1071 amino acids. The record is from RefSeq and is a predicted model, not a curated record. Lineage: Eukaryota; Fungi; Ascomycota; Sordariomycetes; Amphisphaeriales; Apiosporaceae.